Messenger RNA from Exophiala mesophila, 1503 nucleotides. RefSeq lists its product as uncharacterized. Gene Ontology annotation, molecular function: S-adenosylmethionine-dependent methyltransferase activity; tRNA methyltransferase activity. Gene Ontology annotation, biological process: tRNA methylation; wybutosine biosynthetic process. Lineage: Eukaryota; Fungi; Ascomycota; Eurotiomycetes; Chaetothyriales; Herpotrichiellaceae. Gene Ontology annotation, cellular component: cytoplasm. The transcript has a single exon. The record is from RefSeq and is a predicted model, not a curated record. Bases 1 to 1503 code for a protein of 500 amino acids.
AUGUCAGACUCUACAACCCUGACUCCUUCUCCUCCAACGGAUCAAAAGGCUCGUCCUCGUCGAGCCAAGAUCUCAUCUAAGCGGCAGGCAAAUCCCCUGCGCAGAGGAAUCAUCGCAUUUUGUGCCAAGAGCGGGUUCCGAGAAAUAAAUCCCAUCAAUCACGCCGCUGAGACUGAGACUAAGAACAAGACUGAUGAGACCUUGGCCGCAAGUCUUUCAGUCGAAGAUGUGCCCAAAAGAUUCACGAGUUACCCUCCACUACUGCUCCUGCCGUUUAAUUUCGCGCGACACAGCGAAUCAUGGGCAAGGUUCUACGACAAGUUGAACAAUGACGAAAAGACGGAGUUAUUUCGAUCGAUUGCAGGAGAUGGAUUUGUAGGAUCAGGGAUUACUCAUGUCGCCAUCAGUGCGCCGAUCGCGCUUUCGACUGAACAAGGACAUGACGACGAUGGUGAUGGAUGUAAUCUCGGCGAGGAAAAGAGGUCCCAACCUCUGACGCGGCAGAAUGUCAUGCGAAGUCCAUCAGGAUUGACUCCAGUGUAUGGAGACUGGGGAUCUAGAGACACUGAUGGCGAUGUCAAUGCAAAUGCAGAUGCGUUUGAGAAUGCAUUCUGGGUCUCAACAUCACAACAUAAAGGAAUCACGCAAUGUUGGGCACCGCUUUACACCAUGUUCAGUCGGGGGAAUAUUUCGGAAAAGGCCAGGAUUCUAGGUAUUGAGAGCGGAGCUCCUGCACCACAACAGCGCACACAGCAGAAGCCGUCUUUCUAUGGUCUUUCAAACGACCAGCUCGGUCAACCUGUCAAAGAUGUCGACGUCGUCGACUUUUACGUGGGUAUUGGAUAUUUCGCUUUCUGCUAUUUAAUGCGAGGGGUCCGCAGAGUCUGGGGAUGGGAUAUCAAUCCUUGGAGUAUCGAGGGUCUACGUCGAGGAUGUAAUGCCAAUGGCUGGAAUUGUCUUGUGGUCAGAGUGGAUGAACAUGGAUCGCUUACUGACUCGACACCGAAAGAUAUCGCCAUGCAGAUUCUUCGACUUGAUAGGAGUGACAGUGAACCGGCCCAACGAGUCCGAUGUGUGGCUUUUUUGGGUGAUAAUCGGUGGGCGACCAAGGUUUUGAGUGAGAUCGACAAAGCCAUGUCGUCGAUCGAUGCAAGUGACGGGCAGGGUUCUGGGAUUAAUCUCAAGCACGCGAAUUUGGGGUUAUUGCCCUCGUCGAAUGAUAGUUGGGAGUCGGCUGUGGCGGUUUUGUCGAGGUUGAAGGAUCGAGGAGUUCAGAGGUCCAGUUGGUUGCAUGUCCAUGAAAACGUGGACAUGACCAAGGAGGAUAGCAUCAGGGAAGAUAUUGUCAACGAUAUCAGGAAAAUCGUCGAGGCUGAGGCGGAGACAGUACGCUAUGAGGAUCAAGAUCAUAAGGUCAGCUGUGUCUGUUUGCAUGUUCAACAUGUCAAGACCUUUGCACCUGGCGUGAUGCAUUGUGUUUUUGAUAUUCAAAUACAAUCAUGA